Molecule: messenger RNA, 1574 nt
Organism: Cloeon dipterum
Lineage: Eukaryota; Metazoa; Arthropoda; Insecta; Ephemeroptera; Baetidae
Product: dual oxidase maturation factor 1-like
Exons: 9
Coding region: 40-1296 (418 amino acids)
Biological process (GO): protein transport
Cellular component (GO): endoplasmic reticulum membrane
Source: RefSeq, a predicted model, not a curated record
GUUUGUGUAUUAAGUGAACACACCCUGCGCCAGUCAAUCAUGGGGCCGCACCACGUAAGCAAAUCGGGCUUCUUUGACGCUUUCAGGAGCGAAGGCUUCCCGACGAUUUACGGCGAAAACAAGACUCCCGCCGAAGUCGACGUUCUCGAAGCCGGCUUCAUCUGCGCCUUUGUCAUUCUCGCCAUCUCCUUCAUCAUCAUCGUCGCGGCCGCUAAUGGAAAUCGGAGAUUCAAUGUAAGUGUCAGGAUUGCCAUUUGUCUGGUCGUAGGAGGAAUACUAACGACCUUGAAUUUUGGCUACCGAUGGGAGGUUGGGAGCAUUCGCUCGAACAUGGCCUACAAAGCAGGAUCCGCAGUCGAAUUGCACAAUGCUGAGAUUGCCGUGCACUUCGGUCUUAGGGGUGUCAACAUCACGCUCAAAGCCGAAGGAGAUCAAAAGCCACCCGAAUUAAAACACGAAAUCGUGAACUACAACGAGGAGUUCAGCUGGACCUGGGACCAAGGACGCUUCGGAUUUGGUCCUUACGCUGGACGGCUGCAGCGGACGUUCCGCCAGGGCCAGCGCACGGGUCUCCCCUUGCCGAUACUGUGGGUGGCCGACUAUUUGACCCUGGAUGGUGAGGGCUACAGGUUCGGCAGAUUUUACAGGACUGCUGGCUGGUACGCACACAUCGCUAUGUGGACGGCGUUCCCUUGCUGGCUGUUGUCCGUGAUCUUGCUGCACUCGUCUGUGCGCUACGGCUCCGGCUUUCUGGUGCUCACCGGCUUCUUCCAAAUCUUCGCAUGCAUUCUGUGGGUCUCGAUUCGCAAUCCUAAUCCACUGGUUAUUCCCUUUGAAAAUGCAACGCUCACGACCAAACUCGGCUCUGACUUCUACCUGGUUGCAAUCAACGGCUUCUUUUGCCUGAUUUUGGGAACAGUGAUUUGGGUAAUUGACCAAAUUUAUCCUGAGCCGACUGCCAUUUUCUUCGGAAUAGACCCUCUGACUGACACCGUGGAAGUUCAUCAGAACGUUGAGAAACCUAAAGAUGGUGGAGAGGGAGUUUCCAAAGGCGGGCAACAGCAGUCCCACUCACUCCUGCCAGAAACGGUGGUGCAACUUAAGAAAAGGAAAACAACGAUCAGGAGGGUGCAAAAGGCCGCCGAAACAGCACUCGGCCGCAUCCGCCGACCUGUCCCUGUGCCCAGAGUGACUGUUGAGUACGACGAAAUGGAAGAGCCUGAUUAUUCUAACCAGCUCGAAAUCAACUUUGACACCCAAAAUGAGAACGCAUCCUACCAACAAAAUCAAUCAUGAAAAUGUGUAUAUUAAAAAUAAUACUUUAUACUUCUUUGUGUGCACCACUGAUCAGUUUAGUAUUUGGUAAAAUCAAGAAAUUCGUAAACUAAAUAAUUACUCCGUAUUGUUGGCUGGUAUUGCAGCCAGUUUUGUUUUUCCAUAAAAUAGGGCUCUACUGUGAAGCCGAAACUUAUUGGAAUAAAAGAAGAAACUUGUUGUUGUAUGCGAAUAAAUAUUUUCAUUUAAGAGCAUGUUAAAUUGAAAAUUUUGAUUGAAAAUAAAAUUUUAAAACUGCA